CGCGUCCGUGCUUCCUCCAGGUUGGUUGUUGAGCGCGCACCGCCCCGCCCGACAAUCAAACAAUCGGAAUCACCCUCACAGUGAGCGGCUCGACGAUUACAGAUCUAUCUGUUCACUCCGGUCGGCACAUCUGUAUCUGUAACUGUUCGCAGUAUUUGCUCUCGGGGGUAAUGUGCUAGUGAGUGUUCGCUCUCGUCGCAAGCCGGGUGCAUCGCUGCGCCUCGUUACGAAAUCAGUGACAAGAAGUGCUCCUGGAGAAGAGGACUGAUAUUCUUCCGUCGUGUUUUCGCGCAUCGCGUUUUGAAUUGUGUGACACAGUGUUCGGUUCGCCGCAUCGAUCCGCUCCGAACUCGGUGUGUUCGCGUGGUGAUUCUAUGAUGGACAACUCGGGAAUGGACUCUGAUCAUAGUAGUCACGCGUCUUCCGGUUCCCCGGCAAUCGCCAUCAAACCGCCGCCGUCACCGAUCAAUAACAACAACAACCACCAUCAUCAUCAUCACCAUCUGAAUCAGGUGCAUAGUCCGCGGCAAGCGUCGCCGCUAGGUCCACCGAUGUCGUUGGGACAUCCGCUCAGUCCGCCGCCGGUGUCGACCGCCAAUCUUGUUCGUAGUAUGGGUUUGGGCCAUCUCCCGCCGCCCGGUCUAGGGCUGCUCAAUUCGCUGGGUGUGCUUCACAACCCGCUUGACCUGAUGGCCCAUCAUGGACCACCACGUUCCUACAACAGCCCACCACCAAUCUCCACCUCUGACCCGACAGCAAAUGAAUGCAAAUUGGUAGACUAUCGUGGUCAAAAAGUGGCGGCUUUUAUCAUAGCCGGAGACACUAUGCUAUGUUUGCCACAGGCGUUUGAACUGUUCCUGAAGCACUUAGUCGGUGGGCUACACACGGUGUACACUAAAUUGAAGAGGUUGGACAUCGUCCCGCUUGUCUGCAACGUGGAGCAAGUGCGCAUCUUGCGUGGUCUGGGCGCAAUUCAACCCGGCGUGAAUCGUUGUAAGCUGCUCUCGUGCAAGGACUUCGACACACUCUACAGAGAUUGCACGACGGCCAGCUCCAGGCCCGGUCGACCACCGAAGCGAGCGCCAGUGGGUCUCAGCUUGGCGGCGUCCCACCUCCAGCACCAACAGAUCAAGAAACAUCGCCUCGACAAUGGUGACUACCCCUACGAGAAUGGACAUAUGGAUAUGUCACGACUGGAGAAAUCACCGCUGUUGGCGAAUGGAUACAAUCAUCCGCCACAUUUGGGACAUAUGCAAUUCAUGGCAAUGCCGCAUCCAGCCGCCGCGCAUUCCGCCCUCCUAUCGCCGGCGAUGCCACACAAUUUGGGUCGACAUGACGGACCUGUGAUCAAGAAUCAGGGCAUGCCAUCAAUGGAGGCUAUCGCCAGAUCUGGUAUCUGGGAAAAUUGCCGAGCAGCAUACGAAGAUAUCGUUAAACAUCUUGAAAGGUUACGAGAAGAAAGAGGUGAUCCUGAAAGAGACAGACCGUUUGCCCUCGACCAAAAAGCCCGCGAUUUGAGUCCCAGACCCGCUUCACCGACAGAUCACAGUCCAGUGUUAAAUUUGUCUAAGAGUGGUGGUGGUAGUGCCGGAUCUUUGGGUGACAACGAUCAUUCGGGCAGUGAAGCUGAUUGUCCCGAUGUGCCACCCUCACCUCGGUCGCGAUCAAUCUCGCCGCGUACACCUCGCCCACGCUCACCCGUUGAAGAGGAUGAGGAGGAGAACAUUACUGAACCUGAGGAGGACGACGAGAAAGAUCAAGAUUUAGACGAUGGUGAUUUGCCAAUGUCGACAGCACCAGGCAGUGACAGCCAACAAGCAGCACUAAACUAUUCAUCGUUGGCCUCGGCGGUGGCAAACGCAAAUGGAGGUAUUGGUGGUGCGCCAGGGCCCGUCGUCGGUGAUGCUUCGAUAUCCUCCACCGAGACCCUUCUUCGCAACAUCCAGGGCUUGCUGAAGGUCGCCGCCGACAACGCUCGCCAGCAAGAGCGGCAGAUCAAUUACGAAAAAGCUGAAUUGAAAAUGGACGUGCUGCGCGAACGGGAAGUCAAAGACAGUCUGGAGAGACAACUCAUCGACGAACAAAAACUGCGAGUUCUGGUUCAAAAAAGACUUCGACGAGAAAGAAGAGCUCGAACAUUAUUACAACAAAAAAUGGACAUAGAAAACAAACGUCGUAUGCAACUAGAAGAAGCUUUGAUGAAUUCUGGUCACAAUGAUCAGCUACGUCUUAUCACAGAAACUUUUGCGAAUGAACUGGAGCAAUUAAAGAUAUCCAACAAUAACAAUGUAGUGCACAGUCAACAGCGUGAACGCCCAGCAUCGGCAUCUGAACGCCAGCAUUCUCGCGAAAUCAGCGAGCAUCGUCAUCAGAACGAAAUGCAACACCGAUCGGCUGAUAAUUCGCCAACGAACUUCUCCACCUCUGGGCAACAGCCUCAACACCAGCGGCCGGAACAGCAGCCGAGAGAACGUGAACAAAGAGACUCGCGCGAACAGCUCAACUCCGGCAGCGGCGCCGGUGGCGGCGGCGACGCUAAGGGAUGGGGUUACUCGGGAAUAGAUCUUAUCAACUCCGGCGCCGCAUUCUGGCAAAACUAUUCUGAAUCGUUGGCUCAAGAAUUAGAACUCGAAAGAAAAUCACGUCAACAGCAGGUCGACAGAGAUGUAAAAUCGCCACUUCAGGAACGUUCCGGCUAUUAUAAAAAUUCGGUCCUCUUCACGAGCACAUAAAGCCGAAUACGCUUCGUUGAAACUCAUGGGAAAGAUUUGCGUUCACGAGCGUGCAUGUAAAAUAAAGCGCUCUUUAAGCUCGAUGCGAGCACGUUAGGUAUGUAAAUAUUUACCAAAAAUUUUCUUGCAUUUGUAAAUUGCGAAAGCACACACAUACAACAUGUUUGAACAUGAAGAUCAUGCAAAUUGAGUAAAAGAAAUUGUGGUUGUAGUAAAACAUUAAUAUAAAAUAUAACACUUUGAUUAAUCAAUAUAAAAUAUAAAUUAUUUAAGAUUAAUAGAUAAGAUAGCACUAAACGUUCGUGUACAUAAUAUCAAUAUUCAAUUAAUGUAAGGAAUCAUUAAUUUUUUACUUUUGCUUGCUUUUUGAUGCGUUUAUUGAUAAGACUGAUUACGUUAUUAGAUUUUAAUGUUUAAAGCCAGUUUUGACUUAAAUUUUGACAAUUCGUUAAACUUCUAACUAUCUAUCUGCAUAAAUUAUUAUUAUUAAUGAUCUUCAGAAUGUUUUUCUAUUUUUUUCUUCUUGCUUGACUAAUUACUUAGUUUUCAUUAACAUAUUUACAUUUCUAUGUUCUAACAACAAGAAUUGUGUGAAAUUAUUACAAGAAAGUGUACAUAUACAUAAUUAUAUUUUCGUUGAUUGCUUGUCGAGUUAUUAAUUGAUUUAGACAAAAAAAAAACACUAAAAACAUGUUAAAAGUAUACGCCUUCUUGACAAUCAUGUGUCAAAACUAAUCAGUCAUCGGAAAAUUACAAACAAUUUAAAACAUUUAGCAAAAAUGAUUUAUUUUUACUUUCAUUGCUCAUUUGUAUUAAGGUCAUUCACAUAAUUUUUAAGUCUAAUAUAAGAUAGUUAAGACAAGCUGUAACUGCAAAAUGUGUGCAAUAUUAGCGUGUAAAUUAUCCAUAUUCUUACGAUUAAUAUGCAUUAAAAUAAUUGAUUAGGAUUUAUAUAAAGUGUUUUUAAUAGGUCCUUUUUGGAAACACUUUGUAUAAUAUUUUAUAUAACCCAUUAAAUAAUAAUUUUCAUUGAUGAAUACAUUGAACAUGUACCUACACCUUGUUAAUAAAAAUAAAAUUGCUCCUUGUAACAUUGUACUUGUAUUGAUUAGCGCGUUAUUAGUGAACGAAUAUAUUAAUAACGAUGCGAAACUUGUGAAUAAAUUGAAACAGUUAAACACGCUCACACCAUUAAUAAUAAAAAUAAACAAAGAGUAAAUAGUGCUCACGGCUUCGUACGUAUUGUGUCUUCUUUCGUUUUUGCCAGUGUGAGUGUGAAUAAUAAGAACACAAAAAUAAUAAAUUUUACAAGAAGUGCGUAAGACUUUUAGUAAUUAACUAUUGAUUGAUUAUUUCGAUUAUUUGCUUGAAAUCGUGUGUAAGUACAUGUAAUGUGUAUGCGUGUAACCAAAAUAUCAUUAGUAUUUGAUGAAUUGCGAUUAAUAAUAAAUAAUCGAUAAUUAAUCAAGUGAGUACUUUGUAAUUUUUAUCAUACCACUUUAUAGACGAAUAUUGUGAAACGUUGCAAUGUGCGGUGAAUGUGCGAAUGUUAUUUAUUGUACAUAUUUAUCUAUUGUGUGUGUGUGUGCCUUUUAGCAAGCAAAACAUAACAAAAAUAAAGAUAAAGUAAAACGUAAACAAA
Molecule: messenger RNA, 4374 nt
Organism: Dalotia coriaria
Lineage: Eukaryota; Metazoa; Arthropoda; Insecta; Coleoptera; Staphylinidae
Gene: dac
Product: dachshund family transcription factor
Exons: 11
Coding region: 375-2732 (785 amino acids)
Biological process (GO): regulation of transcription by RNA polymerase II
Cellular component (GO): transcription regulator complex; nucleus
Molecular function (GO): RNA polymerase II cis-regulatory region sequence-specific DNA binding; DNA-binding transcription factor activity, RNA polymerase II-specific
Source: RefSeq, a predicted model, not a curated record